Mesocestoides corti is the source of this 2406-nucleotide messenger RNA. The record is from the annotation of a GenBank genome assembly. Lineage: Eukaryota; Metazoa; Platyhelminthes; Cestoda; Cyclophyllidea; Mesocestoididae.
GAUCAAUCACGACUACCCGUUUUUGGCACUGGAGUAAACAAAGUAUCUCUUGUGGAUCUUGCUUUCGGUGCAUGUCCCCUGUCAAAGCAGCGAAUUUUAAAAUCAUCAAUUAAGGUUCAUGACCUUAAGCUUAGUCGCCAAGUCUUGCUUACUUGUGUCUAUCAUACGCCGGCCAAACGUGUUCGCACUACUAAUUCCGUUUCGUUUGCCAGAAGCCCAUCAGAGAACAUAAAUGCGUUCAACACUUGGUCCAAUAGCGUAUGUAAUCCAAGUGAUGAUUAUACGCAUGUCCUAACGAGUGAAGGAUGGGUUGAAAAUUUGCUGAUGAAUCAGCACCUUGUGCAGGCUGGCUGCGGUUUGAGUCGUCAUUUCUGCGAAGAUUCUCGGCUUCUAACCAACUCGGGUACGGUCCUAUCCACAACAAUUAUCUUCGGCAGUGGCGGUGGUGGCGGCCUACAACAACAACAGCAUCGGGAUCGUCUUCUCGCGCUGCUCUAUCUUAGUUCAUACUUCCUCCGCCCCCCUCAUAUCCUCCUUCGAGCUCAUGAACAACUUCCAGACCUAGGCCUCGCUGAUCUCUACGACCUGGAACAGCGAAAGCGGAAGCGACACCGUGGAAGCGGCAAUUACCGUCGUAAAUCAAGUAGUCAGGUGAGUACAUCUGUUUUGGCGGCUCAACGUAGUGGAGUUGUGGAGACUCAUGAUUCGGGCAUCGCCUCACAGGAGGACCUUAGUGCCACCGUACUCCAAAGUCUUCAACAAUACUCUGCCAGCGCUGGUUCGAGCCCCAGUCACCCACCUGUUGGCGCCUCCGCCAUAUGCCUACCCGGUCGUCUGACCCACGAACAGUGCCGCCUUGCUGAGGCCGCAGCACAGGCACUGGUCUCGCGCGAACGCGCCGCUGCGAAACAGCUUCAGCAAAACCAACUACCUAUAUCCCAACAACCGCCACCAACUACGUCUCUGUAUGCAGAUCCGCCGGCUUUAUCAACGCAUCGAGAGCAUACGUGGACUGUGGGCAUGACUGGGCGGAAUCGCAACGUGGUUUCAAAUCUGCUCACCGGCGUGGCUUCAGGGGGCAGUGGAGAGCUCAGUGGUGCUCUUCCCCACUCCUCCCUCGCCCCAAACAUGACCUCGGCGUCGGCCUCUACAGGCGCGCCCAGCGUCAGUUCGUCGAUCUCACCAACAUCAACCCUCGCCAAUAACAGCAAUGAACUCACAGAAAUCCCCCUUCUAAUUGAAAAGUGGUAUGACAACGAAUGGGACAGUUGUUGGUGUCUCGGAGAAGGAAUCGGCCCGUCCGUACUGGGCAGGAAUUACCGGAGUGGCGGGAACGCCGGGUGCAGAAUGAGCCCAACCUCACUUAGGAGUGGCGAUGUGACCGUGCACUAUGGGUCGUCCGUGGAACAUUAUUCCUUGAUGGAUAAUGACGACUCAGUGGAAGUGGGUACCGUCUGUCACGCCGAUAUGGAGGCUUCGGAUGACACAACUCAGAAUAGUACUGGCGGUGGAGGUGGCAGCGGAGGUCCAGAGCUUACCCUACAUACCCCGAUUGGCGCCUCCGUCCUAGAGCACUACACCAGUGGACUUGCGCUACAGGCGACCACGGAGUCGGCUGUGGCAUUUCGCACGCGGCUGGUGGCAGACCUCACCGCCUGGCUGCACUUCGCUCCCGCCCUCCUCCAACGAGCCGUAGCUCCACCGCCGAUCUUCAGACCGAGCUCUCACACUCACCUGCCAACAUCCUCGGAGCACCAGCAGAACGCCUUCAGGUGCUCUGCCCUUCUUGUCAAUGUCGAUGCUUCCACUGUAGAGCUAUUAACCGUGCGAAGUAGUGUGAAUACUGCUGCAACCAACACAAGCAGUCGAACGUCGACCUCACCAUUUGAUUCCGUCGCAUCAUCUUCCCGACGUGCCACAGCUUCCAACCUCCGGUCAUUCUCACCGACUAGCACCAGAAUCAAGUCCGGUAGGACCGAGGUUAAUCGGAAGUCAUCAGUAACGUCUGAUUCAGACCACUCAGUCGAUGAAGAAAGUGAAGGGACACCAACAAGCCAUUCACGAAUUCUAACACCCUCACCAUUGAUAAUAAGCCUGCUGGAGUCAGUCAAAUUUGUUUACGAGAAGUCUGGGGGUUGCUCCAGUAUUGCACUCCGGCACCUUGAAAGCGGACUGCAGAGCCUCUGUACUCAAGGCUGCAUGCUUGCCGACUUACUGGUGCCCUCCAUUACUUCACCCGACGGUGGUGUGGAUGUACCACUCAUUCUUAAGCAACGUCCAGAGGCUGUGGCCAGUAUUCUUGGGUGUCACCGCGCUGACCUUCCCCUAUUGCUGACUAUUGCAAGCUCACUAUCAUGCAAAGCAGCAGCCGCAAUAGAAACAUACGAACUUGAUCAAAUUUGGUGA